Diospyros lotus (date-plum) is the source of this 2066-nucleotide messenger RNA. RefSeq names its product aspartic proteinase 36-like. The coding region runs from base 516 to 1958 and encodes 480 amino acids. NCBI's taxonomy places the organism in Eukaryota, Viridiplantae, Streptophyta, Magnoliopsida, Ericales, Ebenaceae. The transcript is spliced from 10 exons. The record is from RefSeq and is a predicted model, not a curated record. Gene Ontology annotation, biological process: proteolysis. Gene Ontology annotation, molecular function: aspartic-type endopeptidase activity.
CAACGCGGAAGCGGAGAUGGAAAUGGAAAUGGAAAGGCGAUCGAGCUAGAGAAGGAAAUUGAAGUGGGUUUGUUGGUUCAUUGAUUGAUGGAGGAGUUUCCAUCGUUCGUCGAGGAGAAGAACGUGUGGGGGAGAGAGAGGGAACAGGCAGUGUAGUUUGCUAAAUGUACGGGACGCGUAAAGCGAUAACCGCCUCAAUAUGUGUUGGUUGCGUGCUUGCUUGCGUGCGUUGAAUUCGGGAAGUGUCUUUACCAAGUCUUCCAGUUGAAAGUCGGGGAUUGUUUGUUUGUUUGUUUAUACCUUCACCGAUUUGUUUGUUCCCAUCUGGGUUUUCGCCACCGACCAGAGCCCAGGCGGUUCCCAAUUCUUCAUCUCCGCCUCUUCCCACUUUAUUCCUUUAUUUUUUGUUCAAACCCAAAAAUAAAUUAAAUAACCCAGACAGAUUGGAUUGGAUUGAACUGGGUUGGAUUGCUUUCUUGUUUUGGUUUCUGGGUUCUCUUGAUUAUGAGACAGUGAUGGAUCUCGGAAGAAGGGGAAGCAUGGCGGUGGCGGUAGGAGCCGUGUUGUUGUUCGGCUGUUUGGCGAAUCUGGGAUCGGCCAAUUUUGUGUUGAACGUGAAACACAAGUUUAAGGAGAGCGAGCGGAGUUUGGCUGCUUUUAAAGCCCACGAUGCCCGCCGCCACGGCAGAAGCCUCGCCUCCGUCGAUCUCCCUCUCGGCGGCAAUGGCAGCCCCACCGAUACCGCGCUAUACUUUGCUAAGAUUGGGAUUGGGAGUCCUCCGAAUGACUAUUAUGUACAAGUAGAUACAGGAAGUGACAUUAUGUGGGUGAAUUGUGUUGGCUGUGACAAAUGUCCUACAAAAAGUGACCUUGGGGUAGAACUGAAACUUUAUAAUCCGAGGGCCUCCUCAACUGGAACUUGGGUUACUUGUGACCAAGACUUUUGUGUUGAGACAUUCAAUCCUACUACAUGCAAGGUAGGGGAAUAUUGUUUAUACGGUGUAACUUACGGAGAUGGGAGCUCAAGUAUGGGAUAUUUUGCUAAAGAUAAUGUACAAUUGGACCGAGCUUCUGGAAAUCUUCAAACCACACCCAUGAAUGGCAGUGUAUCAUUUGGGUGUGGACGUAAACAAUCUGGGCAGCUAGGUACAUCUUCUCAAGCACUUGAUGGAAUCCUUGGUUUUGGACAAGCAAAUUCUUCCAUGAUAUCACAGUUAGCUUCAGCUGGCAAGGUGAAAAAGAUGUUUGCACAUUGCUUGGAUGGUACUAAUGGAGGUGGGAUCUUUGCUAUUGGACAACUUGUACAGCCAAAACUAAAGUCCACACCAAUUGUUCCAAAUCAGGCACAUUACAAUGUUGUCCUGAAGGCACUUAAGGUGGGUCAUGAAGUUGUGCAACUGCCAACAGGCUUCCUUGGAUUGGACGUUGGGAGGUCAAUGGUAAUUGAUAGUGGUACAACCUUGGCAUAUCUAGAAGAUGAUUUGUAUAACCCACUAAUGAAAAAGAUUCUGGAUGCACAACCAGAUUUGAAACUGCAUACUGUUGAGCAGCAGUUCACGUGCUUUCAGUUCACUGGAAAUGUAGAUGAUAGUUUUCCAGCUGUCACAUUAUCGUUUGACAAUUCACUUUCCAUGACAGUUUAUCCUCGUGAAUAUCUGUUCCGAAUUAAUGAUGAUGUGUGGUGUGUUGGCUGGCAGAGUGGUGGGAUGCAAUCAAAGGAUGGGAAGGAACUAAAUCUUUUGGGAGAUAUGGUGCUUUCGAAUAAGCUAGUUUUGUAUGAUCUCGAAAAUCAGACUAUUGGGUGGACCGAAUACAACUGCUCUUCAAGUGUUAAAAUGAGGGACCAACAAACCGGUGCCGAGUAUCUUGUUGGACCCCACGAUCUCUCUUCAGCUUACACUUUGAUCCCCGGCUGGACUUCGAUGUUACUGUUGCUACUGGCAAUAUGGCAGAGUUAAGACUGACAUCGAUUUGUUGGUUUUUGUAUACUGUAAUUCGGUGAAUGAAAAUUUGUACUUCAUAUGAUUCUUUGACUGUCCCAAUAUGCAUUGUUCUGUUCGUGUGUA